This is a messenger RNA of Penicillium macrosclerotiorum, 243 nucleotides long. RefSeq names its product TatD family. The transcript has a single exon. Lineage: Eukaryota; Fungi; Ascomycota; Eurotiomycetes; Eurotiales; Aspergillaceae. Gene Ontology annotation, molecular function: hydrolase activity, acting on ester bonds. The record is from RefSeq and is a predicted model, not a curated record. The coding region runs from base 1 to 243 and encodes 80 amino acids.
AUGACGCUAGGCGUGCAUCCAUACCAUGCUAGUGAGCUAUUCGACGGAGAAAUAUGCCGAGGAAACAAGACCACAUAUCUUGAUUCUCUAGAGGAGAUGGGAGAAAUGCUGCUCGCCGAGGAAUCCACACCACUAGCAGCAUUUUUGGAAAUUGGUCUCAACUACGUCUUUGUUGAUCCUGCGGACAAACAGAUACAGCGUCGUGCCUUCCGAGACCGGUUGGAGCUAGCGACUCACUUCUAA